Messenger RNA from Tribolium castaneum (red flour beetle), 4481 nucleotides. RefSeq names its product protein bowel. NCBI's taxonomy places the organism in Eukaryota, Metazoa, Arthropoda, Insecta, Coleoptera, Tenebrionidae. The record is from RefSeq and is a predicted model, not a curated record. Gene Ontology annotation, cellular component: nucleus. Gene Ontology annotation, biological process: embryonic hindgut morphogenesis; embryo development; regulation of transcription by RNA polymerase II. Bases 146 to 1696 code for a protein of 516 amino acids. The transcript is spliced from 3 exons. Gene Ontology annotation, molecular function: RNA polymerase II transcription regulatory region sequence-specific DNA binding; DNA-binding transcription factor activity, RNA polymerase II-specific.
GGCAGACGCGACUACCUGCCAGCUUUUGUGUGAACCACCUGUGGAAAAUGUGACAUUGUUCAGUGGGAAAAAGUGACCAGUUUCAGACACGGACAAGUGAAAUGUGAUUUAUUACCGAUUUUGGGGACGCUCGAAUUUUGGCAAAAUGGCCGACGCCGCCGCCAGCAGCCAACCGGAAGACCGCCCGCUCGCGCUCUCGCGUCGCGAAUUUCCCUCCCGGAGUUCCUCCGGGAGCCGCUCCUACGACCCCCAACUCUAUCAACUCCCCCUCCCUGCCACCAUGAGCCACCACCGCGAAUCCUCAGCCUUCGUUCCGGUCGUACCCUCCCGGAACAUGCACCCCAUGUUGUACCCCAGCGACAUGCACCCGCUCCUCCUCGACGAGCGCCCGGAAUCGGGUAAAACCCCCGACGGCUCCUCGUCGCUCUACCUCCGGAAAUCCACCAGUUUCGAGCUUAUGGUCAUGAUGAACGAUAAGAAAAAGGAACUGCAGAUGCAGAGAGAGGCGGCGGCGCAUGCCGCCGCUCUCAUGUUACCGCGGCCCGGACCGCCCCCCGGAUUACUCGAGUCGGGGUCGUCCGGGCAGGGGUAUCCCGGAUUCCUGCCGAAUAAUCCGGGGAGUGCGUCGUUUGCGUUCCCGAGCUUUCAACCGGGGCCCCCGCAGAUGCACGCGCAUUUGGACCGGAGGCUGCUAAGGGCUCCCGGAAGGGCCUCCAGGCCCAAGAAACAGUUCAUUUGCAAAUUUUGCAAUAGACAGUUUACCAAGAGUUAUAAUUUGUUGAUUCAUGAGAGGACGCAUACGGAUGAAAGGCCCUACUCGUGCGAUAUCUGCGGGAAGGCCUUCAGGAGGCAGGACCACCUGAGAGAUCACAGAUACAUCCACAGCAAGGAGAAACCUUUCAAAUGCGGCGAAUGCGGCAAAGGCUUCUGCCAGAGCCGGACUCUGGCCGUGCACAAGAUCCUCCACAUGGAGGAGUCCCCCCACAAGUGCCCCGUCUGCUCCCGCUCGUUCAACCAGCGCUCCAACCUCAAGACGCACCUCCUGACCCACACCGACCACAAGCCCUACGAGUGCAACUCCUGCGGGAAGGUCUUCCGCCGCAACUGCGACCUGCGCCGGCACGCCCUCACGCACGCCGUGGGCGACGUCCCGUCGGACGGCCUCGGCGACGGCUUCGCCCCGGAGCGCGCCCGGAGCCCGGACCCGGAGGCCCCCGACCGGACGCAGUGCCACGAGCCCGCGCCGUACACCAUGCGGCCCAACCCGGACCGAAGCUUCCCUCCGGAAAUCGACGACGAGGACGAGCUGGACGAGGACCCGGAGAUCGAUCCGGGCCAGGAGGACCGGCCGGAGACCGAGCCGGAGCCGCCCCCUCACCACCCCCAGCUGCAGAUCCGGCGCGACCUGCACCAGGUCAAGCCCUCGACGGUGACCAGUGGGGCGCUGGUGGAACAGAACUUCCUGGAGAACUUCCGGAAGAGGCACUUGGAGGCGGAACGGCCCGCGUAUCCGCCACAUAUGAAGCUGAGGCUUAUGCAGCCUAUGCCGCACCUGGUGCCCCAGAUGGAGGCCCCAGGGACGAGCAACAUGGCGAGUGACCUCUCCAUGAAGAAGGAGGAAGUGCCGCCCCCGAGGCCGCCCCCUAAUCCGCCCAAAAAGACUGGAUUCACGAUAGAGGAUAUCAUGCGGAGGUAAUUCGGACAAGUUCCUUGUAAAUAUGUGAUUUUGUAUAUAAGGGACUAGAACUCGCAAUGACCAGUCAGGAUUUUUCGAGAAGGGAGCAAAUUAGCUUUAAUUUUUUUGUAUUUUGGUUUUUCAAAAAUUACGUACUUGGUUUUGUCGUUUUUUACUACAUACAGGCAGUGGCGGUUUCACAGCUAAGGUAGGUGAAGUACCAAAAAUGCGCGGAAAAUUUCAAAAUUUCAACUCCGUUAUUGGAAUUUUUUCGCAAAAAAGUGAGUUUUACGCUUCAAAGAACGAACCAAAAAACUUGACUUGUGACGAACUUACUUGAGAGAAAUAAGCUCGCUUAUAAACAAAAAUUAAAUUAAAUUUAUAAGUGGGUUUUUAACGCAAAAAAUGCUUGAAAAAGAAAAUAUUAAUGACAUUUUUUGUUUUCACUGAUUACUUUUUGAUCAAUUUGCUUAAAAGCAUGAAAAAUAAAACUUAGUUUCAAAGUAAAUACUUAAAAAAUGCCAAAAUGGGUGUUUUUUGACUUGUUUUUGCUUGAAAACAUGCAAAUAGUUAAAAAGAUCAAAAGGCUUUUAUUGGCAAUAAUUUCUUGGUCUGUUUGAUCAAAAUGUCGCCAAAACUGCUUUAAAUUAAAAUUUUGAUAAUAUGGUUAUCCACGUUGUUUUUUUCACAUUUUCUAUGGAUAUUUUGAAAAAAACGAGCUGAAAGCGAAUUAAAUAAUUAGUUUUCAUCUGAAUUUUUGAUAUAAUUAGAAGAUUUUAACUCAAUUUAUCGAACAAAUUAAGUUUUUUGUUCAAAAAAUUAGCUAAAAGAACAUCUAUUUCAAUAGAAUUUGUUAUUUUUUUAUGAAAUUUCUUAAAAUAAGUAAGUUUCUCGCUCCAAAAAGAUUGAGUUAAAAAAGUAACUUUUAUGACGAAAUUACUCAAAAGAAGUAAGCUUGCUGACAAAGAGAACUUUCGUUUUGUUAAAUUUAUGCAGAAUAAGUGAGUUUUUAACACAAAAAAAUGAUUGAAAAAGAAAAAAAUUAAUAUUAUUUUUUAUUUUUAUUGAUAAGUUUUUGGUCUAUCUAGGCAAAAUUUUGAGAGUAAAAACAAAAAUAAUAAUUUUCUAACAUUCUAAAAGGAUACAAAUCUCUAUUUAAUUGUGCCAUUUUUUCACGAAACUUAAAAAUUCAGUAAAUAGGGUAAAAAAAUAACCCUUUUUUGACUUUUAUUUCAGUUUUUUAGCUGUUCUAGAGAAUUUUUUGGAAUUUUUGGUUCAAAGAUAUAUUAAAAUGAUAACAUAUAAUAGCAAAAAUAAGGAAAUUUUUGACUUUCAUGGAUACAGUCAAACAAGCUCUAUUUACUCUGACUAAAAUUUUACAUCAAAAAAUGCCAAAAAAAUUUUAUUUUGAAAAUCUACGUGGUUUUUCUUACAUCUUUCAAAAAACGAGCUAAAAUCCAAAUAAAUAAAUAAUUUUUGACCGAGUUCGUGAUGUAUUAUCUCACUUAAACUCGUCCAAAUAAUGAGCUAAAAAAACAUUUAUUUCUAUGGAAUUUGUUUAAUUUUUUGGUGAAUUUUUUCAAAAUACGUAGGUUUCUCUACUAAAAACAAACAAAAAAAUGGUAAAAUAGUGUUACUUACUGCAGAAAAAAAAAUGUCAUCUUCAUGACCGACAACUUUCCGGUUUACGCAAAAUUUUGAAAAAAAGCCAAUUUAUGAUUAAAAACGUUUUUUAGGCAGUUGGAAAAAUCAAUAAUAAUAAUUUUGAAUCUAAUUAUGUGGUUACUGAUUAUUCAGCAUUUUUAGAGACGUUGCCAAAAGAGUGAAAACUUUUACUUGAUUGACAAUUUUUGAAAUUUUUUGUUUGAAAUUUUGCAAACUAAGUUUCCUUGCUUUAAAAAAAUAAUUCUGUAAAAAAGUUUUUUCUGACUUUUAUGUGUGAAUGUUUAACUUGUUUCAGAGAAUUUUUUGAACUUUUUGGUUUAAAGAUUUGUGUCAACGUGAUCCAAAAAAAAACAAUUAUCGUACCUAUUUUCGAAAAUUGUGAUUUUGGCAGUAUUUUGUUGUUUUGCGCUUUUUUUGAAGUAAAGUUUUUUUAUAUUAUUUUCGAUCUUAAUUCAAAAGUUCUUGACGUAUUACAAGAAAUUUACUAACAGAUAAUUUCUUAGCCCGAAAUAAUCUAAUUAGGUGAUUUUUUGGAUAGUUUUUAUAAAAUUUUGAUGUCUUGUAUAUUUUUAGCGUAAAAAAUUGCGAAAAAUCUAAAACUCACCUUUUGAAACUCUUCACCUAUUCACUUUCAAGCCGCCACUGUAAUACCGGCUGUCCCAACAAACGUGAUUUUUGGGCAAAAAUAAUUUCUCUUUACAAGAAUUGUUCGCAAAAUAAAAAACAAGAUACAGAGUGAUUUAUUUUAUCUGUGCUUUUGCAAUACAGACUAACUUUAAUUAGUGUAAAAAUGCUCGUUUCGAUUAUCUGAAAAUAGUGAUGUAAUUUUAGUUGGGACACCCGUGUGCCUUGUAAACUUGCCAUUAAAAAUGUCUUUGUAUUAGUUGUAAAUGACUGGCUUAGUGUACAUUACUUUAAGUAUUUUGGGCCUCUUUGUAAAUACGGCCCUAAAAAGUGUUACGGUACAAAUAUAAGUUAUUUCCUCGGCGACUUGAUGAGAUCAAGGACCUGAAUCGAAUGUACUAAGUGGAUCUCCGAUUUGAGGUUUGAUGUGUUUUAAUUAGUUUUUAGGAAAUAUUUUUUAGUUUGUUAGUUGAUAGUGAUGUAUAUUUGAAAUUUUGAAUAAAGUAUUUUAUGUAAA